AUGUCAGGAGCUCCCCCUGGCCCACCUCCUGGACCACCACCCAUCAACAGCGGCAAUGUGGUUAGACCUCCUGGACCUCCACCUGGAGCUCCACCUGGACAAGCUUUCCGACCUCCACUCGGGUUCCCUGCUGGACCACCUAUGGGUUUACCCCCUAUGAUGCCCAACUUCCCACCUCCUUUACCACCCGGAUGGUCAGAACAUCGAGCACCUGAUGGAGUCACACCAUAUUUCUAUAAUACCCAAACUCGUGAAUCUACAUAUAUCCGACCAACUUUGUUCCCUCCAUUCCCUCCUCCAGGUCCAGGUUCAGCUUCUCCCAUCCUACCAGUACCUGUCCAAGCGGAAAAAGAGAAGAAGAAGAAGAAAGAGAAACCCAAAGUUAAAGUACCUGUACCAGGGACCACCUGGACCAGAGUCACCACGACUGAAGGCAAUGUCUUCUACUUUGAGAAAGAAUCUAAGAAAUCUGAAUGGACCGUACCGGAAGAGAUCAAAGAACAGGUCGAAGCGUUAGAAGCUGAAGAGAAAGCUUCGAGGGAACAAAAAGAGAGAGAAGAGAGGGAACAAGCUGAAAAAGAGAGGUUGGAGAGGUUGAAAGAAAUUGAAAGGAUUAGACUGGAAGUGGAAGAAGAGAAAAAGCAGAAACAGUUGGAAGUUGAGAGAAAGCGGAAACAGAGGGAGGAAGAAGGUGAAGAUAGAGAUUCGAAGAUACCCAAAGUGAAUGACGAAGGAGUACAAGACGUGGAGCAAAAUGGAGACGAAAAUGGUGAUGAGGAUGAGGAGCAUUUCGGUCCUCAAGAUGAAGAAGAUGAAGCCGAGUGGAUGAAGGCUGUAGCGGCUGAAUUUGCAGAGGCAGAUCAACAGCUGGAAGCCGAGAAGCAAAAGACCGCCGAGGAAAUUAGGAAGGAAGAAGAAGAAGCUGCGAAGAAAGUGUUUGCUGUUCCGGAGAAAGUACAGGUUUCCCCAGAAGAAGGUAGAGCUUUGUUCAAGGCAUUGUUGAUUGAAAAAGAUAUUAACCCUUUCUCACCAUGGGAUCAAUCUUUACCAUUAUUCAUCAACGAUCCUCGAUAUGUCUUACUCUCAUCCCAGAAAGACAGGCAGGAAGUGUACGAUGAAUAUUGCAGAGACGUCGGGAGGGCUAGACGACUAGCUAAAGCUUCUGGUGCAUCUGGAUCGGGAGAUAAGAAGAAAUCUGAUCCUGAGAAGGAAUACAAAGCGUUAUUGCGAGAGGAGGUAACGAGUACGAGGACGAGGUGGGAUGAUUUUAGGAAGAAAUGGAAGAAGGAUAGGAAAUUCUAUGCGUUUGGAAGGGAUGAUAGAGAUAGGGAGAAGGUGUUCAAGACUCAUCUUAGAGAAUUAGGUGAACGUAAACGAGCUGAUGCUCAGCGUGCCGAAAAAGAUUUCUAUGAACUCUUGAAAGAGUCCGAUCACCCUAUUACCUCUUCAUCCGUAUGGUCUGACGUGAAAAAGCAUAUAUACAGAGAUCCUCGAUAUGAUGCCGUUGGAUCCUCCUCCUUGCGUGAAGAAUUGUUCAAUAAUCAUAUCAAAAAUCUUGCGUCGUCGUCUUCUACGAAUGGUUCGGAAAAGAAAUUAUCGAAGGCAGAAGAAGCAGCUAAACGGAGGGCAAAGGCAGAAGCUAGUUUGAGAGAAAGGGAAAACAAGAUCAAAGCGGAGAAGGAGAAAAUUGAAUUUGAAAAUCAUAAGAGUAGGGUUGGAGCGGGUAAACAAGAUGCUGAGAGGUUAUUUGGUAGUUUGCUAGUUGAUCAAGUUAGGGAUCAUACCAUUUCGUGGAACGAGGCUUCCCAGUUCCUAUCUUCUGAUUCACGAUUCAACAAUCCCUCUUUACAUCCUCGAGACAAACAGCGCUUAUUUACUGAACAUAUCAAUCGAAUAUCCUCCAAACGCUCAAACGAACUACAUAACUUAUUCGAAAAGUUCACUCCGGGUUUAGAUACGCCUUACGAUGCUGUUUAUCCGAAUAUAGUAGAUGAUCCAUUAGUCAGGAGGUUGGGUCUACAAGGAGAUAAUUUAGAAUCUCAAUGGAAGGCAUGGAUGAGAUCUAGAGAAGUUGAAGGUAGAAAGGAGUUUGAUGAGAUGUUGGGCGAAAACAGUUUUAUAGAAUUUUGGGGUAAGAUGAGAAAGAAAACUCUUGAUGAAGCUGCUUUGGGAGUUAAACGGGAUGAUCAAUUUGAAGAAGCGGAAGGUAUUGAUGUGGUUGAUGAUGAUCAAGAAGGAGGGAAGAAGGAUAUUACAGAUAUGGCGAAGCAGAUUGAUCUCAACGAGAUCAAAAGCGUUUUAAGGCGAGAUAAGAGGUACAGACAAUUUGAUCAUGUUCCCGAAAAGAGAGAACAGUGGUUAAGGGACUACCUCGAAAACCUUGAAGCUGCCUCUGGAUCUAGAACGAUACAUAAUGUGGGUUUCGGUAAAUAG
Kwoniella botswanensis is the source of this 2433-nucleotide messenger RNA. RefSeq lists its product as uncharacterized. Gene Ontology annotation, molecular function: transcription coregulator activity; RNA polymerase binding. The transcript has 7 exons. Gene Ontology annotation, cellular component: nucleus. The record is from RefSeq and is a predicted model, not a curated record. Bases 1 to 2433 code for a protein of 810 amino acids. Lineage: Eukaryota; Fungi; Basidiomycota; Tremellomycetes; Tremellales; Cryptococcaceae.